Molecule: messenger RNA, 1964 nt
Organism: Schistocerca nitens (vagrant locust)
Lineage: Eukaryota; Metazoa; Arthropoda; Insecta; Orthoptera; Acrididae
Product: fructose-bisphosphate aldolase-like
Exons: 9
Coding region: 159-1259 (366 amino acids)
Biological process (GO): glycolytic process; fructose 1,6-bisphosphate metabolic process
Cellular component (GO): cytosol
Molecular function (GO): fructose-bisphosphate aldolase activity
Source: RefSeq, a predicted model, not a curated record
AACGGAGUCGUCUGGUUUGGAGCAGAAGGGGCUGACCUUACGAAACACCAUGGGCUGUGAUGUAACAGAACGUCUGUAUUAGAGCCUCGUACGAGAUCCGAAUGACGCAGUUUGAGGCAGGCGUCUGACUUACGCACAUCAGCAGGACACGGCCCAGAAUGCCUACUAACUUCAACUAUCCACCACCUGAACUGCGGAAGGAGCUGCAGCAGAUUGCUGAUGCUCUUGUGGCACCUGGAAAGGGCAUCCUCGCUGCUGAUGAGGGACCCCCAACUCUUGCAGCACGCUUUGCUAAUGCCACCACUGGCUUUGAGAACACAGAGGACAAUAGACGGCGUUACAGGCAGCUGCUGUUCACAACAGAUCUUUCGAUAGGUGAUUACGUUGCAGGAGUUAUUCUGACUCAUGAAACACUAUACCAGAAGGCUGAUGAUGGAACUCCUUUUGUUGAGCUGCUCAGAAGACGUAACAUAAUUCCAGGCAUCAAUCUUGAUAAAGGACAUGUUCAGCUGUUUGGUACAGAAAAUGAGUGCACUACACAGGGACUGGAUGAUCUGGCAAAGAGGUGUGAACAAUAUAAAAAGGAUGGUUGCCAUUUUGCCAAGUGGCGCUGUGCUCUGAGAAUUGGCCGUGGUACACCUUCUUCACUAGCUGUCAAAGAAAAUGCAAAUGUACUGGCCCGCUAUGCCUCCAUCUGCCAAGCUAAUGGCAUUGUACCAAUUGUGGAACCUGAGGUGGAGCCAUAUGGUGAUCAUGACUUGGAAACAUGUCAGAAGGCAACUGAAACUGUUCUGGCAGCCGUGUACAAGGCACUCAAUGACCAUCAUGUGUUUCUGGAGGGCACUGUUCUGAAAGCUAACAUGGUAACACCAGGCGAAUCAUCUUCAAAGAAGUCUUCACCAGAGGAGAUUGCACGGGCCACUGUGACAGCCCUGAAUCGUACAGUGCCUGCUGCUGUAGCGGGUAUUGCAUUCCUGUCUGGUGGACAGUCGGAGGAAGAGUCAUCUGUGAACCUCAAUGCAAUCAAUAAGUUCCCAGGGAAGAAGCCUUGGCCACUGACAUUCAGCUAUGGCAGAGCCCUGCAGACCUCUGCUAUGCGUGCAUGGAGUGGAAAGUCUGAGAAUGUUGCUGCUGCUCAAGAGGAAUUCAAGAAGCGAGCAAAGGCCAACAGUCUAGCUAGUCAAGGGAAAUAUGUUCCUGGAUCCAUCAAGUCACUAGCAGCUUCAAAGACGAGUUUUGUAUUUCCUCCUGCCUACUAAGUACUUAUUUCCAUGCGACAACAUGCUGAAUUCAAUUUUAAUGUGUUACAUAUUUUUUGGAGUCCAGAUUCCUGCUCAGUUUAGUAGUACAUCAAUGGCUAACUGACAUCUGCAGAAACUUUUUCCUUUGGAGCAAUGCUGAAAACUGGUACAACAGUUGCUUUUGUGCUUACCUGCAUUCAAAGACAAAGGAGGAAUACUUGAAAAAUAACACCUAUGCCACAUGUAUUGCAGUAGGGGGACAAGGCACUUAAGCUAGAUGAUAACAUUGAAGAUUUUCAUUUAUUUUAGGAUGUUACCUUAGGCAUCAGUGUCGGUAACAUAACUCAUGUUCAUAGUCAUUUCCUGUGAGUAUUUAAAUGACUGUUGCAUCAGUUGUUAUACAUUGCUUGACCAGAAUAUAUCAAAUAAUGUAAUAAUCAACUGACCAAAUUCGGGUACUUAUAUCAAGGAUAACUGCUACAGGUUCCCUAUUUGCUCUGGUUUUUCUGCCUUAGUAACAUCCUAAAGGAAGUGAAGUAAUGAUGAUAUCAUGUGAGUUGUAAGAAAACAUUUUAUUUUUUUUAUGGCUGCCUCUGCAUUUCCUUUGUUACCCCUGUUGCUGCCAGAACCAAUCUUAAAAACAGCCAUUGUACCAUUAUUUUACUUUUAACAACCAGUUUGUACCAAUAUUGCACAUAAAAGUCAAUAAAUUCAUUUCCUUUA